AUGCAAAUCACGGGGCGCGGCCAUGCAAAUGAGGCGCGCUACCCAGCGUGCCCCGCGGCGCGGCGGAGGAGGCCGCUCGGGGCCAUGGCGGCGGCGGCGCUGAGGGGGCCCCGCUGGGCCCCGCUGGCCCUGGCGGCUCCCGGGGCUCCCCCGCCGCUCCCGGGGCUCCUCCCGGGGCUCCUCCGGAGGCUCCCGGGGCCACCCGGCCGGGCCAUGGCCGGGCACAACCGCUGGUCCAAGGUGCGCAACGUGAAGGGCCCGCGGGACGCGGAGCGGAGCCGCCUCUUCCAGCGCCUGGCGCAGAUGCUGAGGGCGGCCGCCAGAGAGGGGGGCCCGGACCCGGCGCUGAACGCGGCUCUGGCCGCGGCCGUCCAGCAGUGCCGUGCCCGGAACAUGCCCAAGGCGUCCAUCGAGGCCGCCCUGCGGCGGGCACAGGAAGGCGCCGGGGGCUCGCGGCUGCUGCUGGGGGCGCGCGGCCCGGGGGGCUCGGAGCUGCUGCUGGACGUGGUGACCGGGGAGCCGCGGCGGGUGCCAGCGCCAGCUCGGCCAGCUGCUGGGCCAGUGCGGCGGGGUGGGGACAGUGCUGGGCCACUGCUGGGCCAGUGCGGGGGCUCUCUGGCCGAGGGUGUCCGGCACAGCUUUGAGGCCGUGGGCGUGGUGCGAGUGGCCGGCCAGGACGGGCGUGGCCGGGCCGUGUCCAUGGAGGUGGCCCUGGAGCUGGCGCUGGCGGCCGGAGCCCGGGACGUGGUGGCCGAGGACGAGGCCGAGCUGAAGUUCCUGUGUGACCCCUCGUCCCUGCCGAGCGUCCGGCAGCACCUGGAGGCCGCAGGGCUCCGGCCGCUCUCGGCCGCCAUCGAGUUCGUGCCGCGGGCGCUGCUGGCGCUGCCCGAGGGGCCGCGGGCUCAGGCCGAGCGGCUACUGCAGGCCCUGGGCGACUGCCCAGACGUCGUCCGGCUCUACCACAACAUCCAGGAGGCGCCGGAGGGGGCCGAGGGUCAGUCCUCUCCGGCCACGGGUCACUCCCCUGACGGUCAAUAAAGCCUCGGUUGGACGCGUCCCCGCCUGGCUCGGC
This is a messenger RNA of Corvus hawaiiensis (hawaiian crow), 1072 nucleotides long. Its product is annotated as translational activator of cytochrome c oxidase 1. NCBI's taxonomy places the organism in Eukaryota, Metazoa, Chordata, Aves, Passeriformes, Corvidae. The coding region runs from base 1 to 1038 and encodes 345 amino acids. Gene Ontology annotation, cellular component: mitochondrion. The transcript is spliced from 6 exons. The record is from RefSeq and is a predicted model, not a curated record.